Messenger RNA from Daphnia pulicaria, 1021 nucleotides. It is a transcript of the gene Txl, whose product is annotated as thioredoxin-like protein 1. The transcript has 6 exons. The record is from RefSeq and is a predicted model, not a curated record. NCBI's taxonomy places the organism in Eukaryota, Metazoa, Arthropoda, Branchiopoda, Diplostraca, Daphniidae. Bases 97 to 951 code for a protein of 284 amino acids.
UGUCAUCGUGCAUUUUCAACGUGCAUUUUCGCCGACAUCGACACAAGAGUUAAACGACCCGUUUCGAAUUUCGUUUUUUUGUGAUAGAAAUAUAUAAUGGCUGUUCGUGUUUUGGGUGAAGAUUCGCAGUAUGCGUUGGAAAUGAACGCUGCCGGGACAAAAUUGGUUGUCGUCGAUUUUACGGCUUCCUGGUGUGGACCCUGCCAGAGAAUUGCACCAUUCUUUGAUGAGUUAGCAAGGAGAUACCCACGAGCUGUCUUUUUGAAAGUUGAUGUUGACAACUGCCCUGAAACUGCAGCAAGCAAUGGUGUUUCUGCCAUGCCAACUUUCAUCUUUUUCAGAAAUAAGGCAAAAAUUGAUCGUUUGCAAGGAGGAAACCCAGAUGCAUUGGAGCAGAAAGUUAAACAGCAUUAUGGUUCAGAAGAUGCAGAAGAAGAUUGCACUGUACAAGGCUAUUUGGAUCUGGCUACAUUCAUAACAAAGAGUGGAUGUGAGUGCCUCAAUGAGUCUGAUGAGCAUCCAUUAGCUGGUGCUCUUACAAGCAAUCCUGGAUAUCUUGAAUCUGAUUGUGAUGAACAGUUAAUCAUCUCACUCGCCUUCAACCAAACUCUGAAAAUUCAUUCUAUAAAAAUCAAAGCUCCAAAAGAUCAAGGACCAAAGACUUUGAGAUUAUUUAUUAAUCAACCACGCACCAUCGAUUUCGACUCGGCUGAGAGUACACAACCAACACAGGAAAUUGUUCUGCAACCCGGAGAUCUAGACGGGAAUCCGGUUCUUCUUCGUUUCGUAAAAUUUCAGACGGUUUCUAAUUUAAUGAUUUUCAUUAAAGACAACCAGACUGGAACCGAAACAACUCGUAUCGAUCAUUUGACAAUCUACGGAUCCCCACUUUCGACAACCAACAUGAGUGAUUUCAAACGAAUUGCUGGCAAGAAAGGCGAAGCUCAUUAAUUUCAAAAUUGCCAUCUGUGUAAUUCACCAACAAUUACAGAGUAUCUUCAUAAAAAGGAAUUCGAAUCAU